AGUCCCCCUAUUUCAUCUUCUCCAUUUCCGGCCAUCUCCCUCCACGUGACGGCUGCCCUCGAUCCACGGAGCUCAGCAAGCAACCAUGGCAGCCUCGCCCAUGGCUGCCCUCGCCGGACUCGUCGUGGCCCUCGCCUUCGCGUCGGCCGCGGCGGCGGCCUUCAAGUUCAACGUGACAGAGAUCCUGGACGAGUUCCCGGAGUUCGCCGUGUUCAACGGCCUCCUCUCGCAGACGGGGCUCGCCGGCGAGAUCAACCGGCGGCAGGCUGUGACCGUCCUCGUCGUCGACGACUCCGCAGCCGCGGCCAUCACGUCGCUCCCGGACGACGCGCGGAGGAAGGUGCUGGCCGUGCAGGUGCUCCUCGACUACUACGACCCCGUGAAGCUGGACGGCAUCAGGGCGAAGACGGCGCUGCUCGCCACGAUGCUCCCCGCGGCCGGCCGCGCGGGGCUCGUCAACUACACCGAGAGCCCCGCCGACGAGCAGAUGGCGUUCGGCUCCGCGGAGCCCGGCGCGCCGGUCAGCUCGCAGCUGGUCAAGGUCGUCGCGUCGCGGCCGUACAACCUCUCCGUCAUGCAGCUCACCGCCCCCAUCGUGCCGCCUAGCAUAGCCUCCUCCUUCUCCUCCUCCGGCGGGGGCAGCGGCCGCACUCCGCCGUAUUCCCCGGCGGCGACUGCCGACGGCUCGUCGACGACGACAACCUCCGAAGUGACCGUUCCGGCGUCUGGGACGGACGCUGCUACGGUAAUGUCAGACUACGACGACGAUCCCAUCGCUCCUGCAGCAGCUGUAGUAGACACGCCGACGACGACGACAUCGCCGUCAAAUGAGAGAAACGGCACGGCCGACGCGGCGGCGGACGGAACAAGGACGUCGGCGGGAGGCAGGGUGGUGGCCGGCGCAAGUGUUGGGGCGAUCAUGGCUGGGCUUCUUGUGUUCAUUUGGAUUUAAUGUUAGAGGCUGUGACAUUUUUUUUCUUUCAAUGAUGAUUAAUUAACUGUGUUAGUGAGUAAUGACUAGUGAGAAUUGAAACAGAGUUUUUUUUUUGCACCUGCUCACGUAUUAUUAGCUGUUUGGUUUUAUUCGAUAAAAUAUAUAGUUAGCAUGUAAAUGUUUGUGUAUAACUGUAUAGACUGGAACCAUAACAUUAGUGCUUGUAUUUUUUUUUUCAAACGUUUUAAUAACUAUUUGGGGUUUGCAUGUAAAAUAUGGGUGCAAUAGCACCUAGAUGUAAAAUUUUGUUGUCCAGAACUGGACAUCUUGCGCCGUAAAAUUC
Messenger RNA from Oryza brachyantha (malo sina), 1277 nucleotides. Its product is annotated as fasciclin-like arabinogalactan protein 14. Gene Ontology annotation, cellular component: plasma membrane. NCBI's taxonomy places the organism in Eukaryota, Viridiplantae, Streptophyta, Magnoliopsida, Poales, Poaceae. The transcript has a single exon. Bases 86 to 952 code for a protein of 288 amino acids. The record is from RefSeq and is a predicted model, not a curated record.